AUGAGCAAAAAGUUCAAAUCUCAGGCCUCCAGCAGUCGCGCUGCUGCUGGUGCCUUGGGCUCUUUUGGAGGCUUCUCUGGUGGACUCUCUGGUCAAGGAAAAGAGCCGUCUGCUCUCACCUAUAUUGCAGCGCCGCCGGAUCUUUCUCGCAUUGCAGACCAACAACUAGUCAUUGCAUUCAAGAAUUUGCUGAAAAAAGAUGAUAUCACACGCACAAAGGCACUGGAAGAGUUGAAGGAUCAUAUUUCGAAGGUUGAAGCGAACAGCGGCACCCUAGAUGACGGUUUUCUGGACGCUUGGGUCAAAAUUUACCCUCGCCUCUCAAUUGAUCUUUCGCGCCGAGUUCGACAAAUUGCACACCCGAUACAAGGUACAAUUUCCGGCCUUGUGGGAAAGCGCAUUGUUCCCAAUUUACCUAAAGUCAUUGGAGCAUGGCUUGCCGGCGUUUACGACAACGAUCGACCUGUGCAACGAACCGCCCUCGAAUCUUUUACCAGAGUCUUCUCGUCGGAAGAAAAGAGAAACAAUGUGUGGAAGAUCUACCAAGGCUCCAUUUUGGACUUUGUAGAUGAUGUCAUUCUUCACCAAACAUCCCUGACGCUGAGUGAUGAAAGGACAGUCAAGAGAGACGAUGCUGAAGGAAAAUACGCUCGCGUUGUUGGGGCCGCAAUCAUGCUUUUCAACCGGGUACUAGGGAACUCGGCCGAUGAAGAUCUGCAAAAGAACCUACCGGAGAUUGAGACUUUAUUAGGAAGCAAGUCCCUUUGGUCUCUCUGUCACCACGACGAUCCCUAUGUUCGUCGAUCUAUAUACAUUCUGCUUCGGUCUGCAGUUUCUAGGGAGCCUGGGUGGCUUGACUGGAAGACCCUCAGCUCAGCCGUCAUUGGAAAGGCUUUGUCUCUUCAACAAAUUGGAUCAGGCUCCGAAUUGUCUGAGUCUCUUCUUUUAUUGACAUCAUUGAGACCUCAAGUUUGGACUGACGAUUAUACCGGAAAGUCAUCUGCUUCGAAAAAGUUGCGCCAGUAUAUGCAAAAAGGAUCCCAAGGGGGGCAUGGUAACUAUUGGUCGAAUCUUGAUCAAUUACUUCGGAUCAUACCCCAAGAGGUACUCGCAGGUGCUGACAAGGCAACCUCUGGUGACGAAAUUACAUCCACAAGUGCGAUUGCCAUAACAGAGGCGUUGCAGGAAGGCCUUAACUCAAGAGAAGAGCCACGUCAAAAUUUGGCUCUUGGAUGGAAAUCUUACAUUCAAAUCGGAACGUGGCUUGCAAGCUUGCUACCCGAUGAUCAAAGGUCCGAUUUUAUUGAAAAAAGACUCUCUCCCUUGGUGGUCAACUACGUGCAAGUCAACCCAGAGCUGUCUCAGUGGUCUCUUCCUGUCCAAUCAGCCGAAGGAACUUGCAUCAGUUAUCUCUCCACAUUGGCUUCUACGGAACAGCAACCGGCAUUGCAAUCAUUGUGUACAGCCCUUUCCGACGGCCUCUUAGAAGCCGUGAGGUUGUCAUCGCCAGAACAAUCAAAAGACUUCCGCACUUCACAAGACUCUAUAUGUGCCCAAUCAAAAAGGCUAUUGGCUCUGCAGUCUGCCGUCAUGUCCCGGACUGCAGAGACUGAAGUCGAGGCUCAAGUCUCACAGGUCUUCGAAAAAUCAACUGUAGCCCUUCUUGAGGGGUGUUUGCAGGUUUUGCGCACUCGCAAUGGCAAGCCAUACGGUGCUGCAGCUGCAGUUGAAGAGUGUGUUCGCAGUAUGCCAUCUGUUACCAAGAAAUCUUCAGAUCUUCUGAAGUUUGUACAAAACGAUGCACCAGAGCUUUUGGUCUCGCCAUCUGCUGACCGUUUAAUUGCCAUCAUUCUUGCAUGUCGGGAGUGGGACGGCUAUGCGUCCAGUUUCGAGAACAUUGUUGAGCAGGCUCUGGCUCUGGAGCCUGAGCAGUCAAAUGUCCAUGUCCUUCAAAGCUUGCUCUCUUCUCUCGACUUCAACGAGGUUGGUCACAAAGAAAAGCUCAACUCGCUCGUCGUACGUGCUCUUGAUAAGGCUUGCCGGGGCAGCCAUGCCCAUUGGCCCAUCAUCACCGCUGUUCUCCAGAACAAGUCAUCUCAUGGUGAAUUGAUGCAACAAAUCUUCUUGUCACUGAUUGACGCCUUGUCUUCAGAUGACAGAGUCUUCGAUGCUUUACACGGGCUUUCACAUAUUGGAAAAACUGCACCGUCAUCACUUCGCGAGUUCCAGGCUGGUCCUCACGGUUCGAAGUUAGCGGGCAAGCUUCUCUUCCUUGCAGAAUCACCCGAGGAGGAAGUAUCAAGUGUAGCGGAGUCAUUGCUGAGAUCCUUGAAGGCAACUGCUGUUGGCGAUACGAGUGCCAAGUCAAGCAUCGAAAUUCUUCAACGUGGUUUCAGUAAUGUGAACGAAGAAUCAUUAUCGAUCGAAUCACUUCUUGCCAUAGCAGACGAAUUGCUACCAAGUCUUACAGCCGAAGGUGCCACUGGCAAAAUUAAGAACAUUUUGCCCACUCGUCGCACAUGGGAAGAAGCUUUGAGCCCCUUCCUUCAGCUUCCACCGCGCUCCUCUAUUGCAAUCACGAGUCCUCUUGGUGGUAUUGUCCAUCUGGUCGACCGCGAGCUAUCUGACUCUUUCAAGGCCUUGUGGCCUACCAUUCCCCGUGACUCGGAUCAUUGCUCUUCUGCUUUCCGUUUGGCAACCUUCACUAUCAGUAUCCUUUCAAGCUCAGAAGUUGUAAAGUAUCUUGAGCAGGAAGAUCUGGAGACCUUGUUCCAAUUCCUCCCAUUGGCUGUUCAACUCAUUGAUGAUGAUCUGAGUAUCGAAAACUCCAAUGGUAUCUCUGGUCUCGAAUUGGCUGAUCAGCGCGAGGAGUACAUGGAAACUGUAUUCAGCGGUCGAAAGGUGAUUGGGGGUUGGAUCCGUUCGGACUCUCCGGUUGCCUCCGCGUCCGAUCUGACGGUUUCAGCCUUGUUCACUAAGUCUUGGGAGGCCCGAUUGGAAGAUCUUAAGGGCACAUCGCCCACAGACUAUCGGGUUGGCGAAGCCUUUGUGAAACUCAUGACAACUGUUGAUUCGUCAAAAUCUUCAGAUGAUGUUGCAACAAUUUGCAGAGAGGCCCGGACUGCCAAUGCUAUUCGUUCAGCGUCCUGGUUUUCCGUGUUGCGAGGCCCUAUCCUUUCAAACCCCAUCGGAAAUCGAAUUUGUAACGAACUGGUUGCGGAUUCUACUGGACUGAAACCUCAGGACACUUCUCUAGGUGGCCUGCGCAAGCUUUCAUUGCUCAAUAUUCUCCUAUCUGGGGAGGAAGAGGUCGUCUCCACCAUUCCCACGCAGCGACUGGUUUUCCUGACCAAGCACUUGAUCGAGUGUUUCCAAUCUGAAUCGGUGCCUCUUGGUCUGAGGGCUGAGAUUAUCAAAACUCUUUCCUUUGUUCUUCCGGCUUUGAGUGAAAUUUAUGGAUCUCACUGGGAAGAAACCAUGGACAUUCUGAGCUCUGUGUUCCGAGAGACUCGUGGGGGUGAAGAGGCUUUGCCGCUACUCGUAUCAUCAUUCAGGCUGUUCUCGAAGUUGAAGACCAUCUCGGAGGAUGACAGCAAUGAUGAUGUCCAGGACGCUUGGUCAGACCGCAAGACUCAAUUGUUUAAUGAUGUGGCUUCUACCAUUGACAAAUUUGACUCGUCUACCACAUUCCAUCAACCUCGCGACGUUGCCGUUGAACUACUGCAACGCCUGAUCACUACCAUCCCUGUUGACAAACUGGAUGAUGUCAGUGAGACCUUCCAUCUUCUGACUGCACACAGCCGGGCGGUUCAACGCACUGCUUACACAAUCCUUCAUCGCUAUAUCCCCCAUUGUCAGGAGCAAGUGUCUUUUGAUGUUGCCCUGUCAAAGACUGCUGUUAGUCUCCCUGAUGAGCUUAUUUCUCUGCUGAUGGAGCCACCAACGGUGCAAAUGAUCUCUUCUGGUUAUGGAGAUGAUAAGAUGUGGACCACCAUGCGCUCAUACCUGCUAGCCUGGCUGGUGGUAUAUGACCACUUCACAAACGCAUCGCUUCCUGUUCAGGAGUAUUACACGGGAAAUAUUAAGGAGAACAAUGUCCUUAUUCCCCUACUGGAAUUCACAUUCGAUUUCCUUCAAAAGUCCCACGGAAAAAUGAUCGAUGCUUCCAAGCUCGACAUUCGGUCCUUCAAGCCAGAUCAAUCUGAGUCCGCUGAGAAGGAAACACAGUGGCUCUUGGUUCAUCUGUACUACCAGUGCCUGAGAUAUUCCGCCAACAUGACCAAGAACUGGUGGAUCGACACCAAGAAGCGUAUCAAGGGCCCAGUGGAAUCAUGGACAGAGAAAUACAUUUCCCCUCUCGUGGUCGAGGAUGCCCUGAAGGGCGUAACCGAUUGGGUCGCAACUCAAGAUCCAAAUGAAGAGCGAGCCUUGGAUGUGAAAAUCUCCGCCAAGACAGGAGAAAUCAUCGCAUCCAUCCCCGUCGACGAAGAAUCCCCUCCAGUAGCCAUCUCCAUCUCCCUCCCCCCCGCAUACCCCCUCCAACCCGCCUUGGUCGUUGGUCGCAGUCGCGUGCUCGUUGACGAGAAGAAGUGGAAGAGCUGGCUGCUCACGAUCCAGGGUGUUAUCAUGUUCGCCAACGGCAAUCUGGUUGAUGGCCUGCUGGCCUUCCGACGGAACGUCCAGGGUGCCCUCAAGGGCCAGAGCGAAUGCGCUAUCUGUUACUCUGUUAUUUCGACGGACAUGCAGACGCCUAACAAGCGCUGUGCUACUUGCAAGAACACUUUCCACUCGGUUUGUUUGUUCCGCUGGUUCAAGAGCAGUAACCAGAGUACCUGUCCUCUGUGCCGAAACAACUUUGUUUAUGUAUAA
Penicillium nucicola is the source of this 4869-nucleotide messenger RNA. Its product is annotated as ubiquitin-protein ligase RKR1. Bases 1 to 4869 code for a protein of 1622 amino acids. The transcript is spliced from 8 exons. Gene Ontology annotation, molecular function: zinc ion binding; ribosomal large subunit binding; ubiquitin protein ligase activity. Gene Ontology annotation, biological process: rescue of stalled cytosolic ribosome; ribosome-associated ubiquitin-dependent protein catabolic process. Gene Ontology annotation, cellular component: RQC complex; cytosol. NCBI's taxonomy places the organism in Eukaryota, Fungi, Ascomycota, Eurotiomycetes, Eurotiales, Aspergillaceae. The record is from RefSeq and is a predicted model, not a curated record.